Molecule: messenger RNA, 3423 nt
Organism: Aspergillus homomorphus CBS 101889
Lineage: Eukaryota; Fungi; Ascomycota; Eurotiomycetes; Eurotiales; Aspergillaceae
Product: tRNA methyltransferase PPM2
Exons: 6
Coding region: 22-3156 (1044 amino acids)
Biological process (GO): wybutosine biosynthetic process; tRNA methylation
Molecular function (GO): protein binding; tRNA methyltransferase activity
Source: RefSeq, a predicted model, not a curated record
ACUGCUCCACAAUCGCCCAUUAUGACGGCGAAAAAGGAUGCAAGCCCUGUCACGGCUUCUACCAAGAAGCCCGUCAUGGCGCCAGUUCUCUCCAAGGCUGAAAAGGAGGCCGAUCUUGUCAUGGGGACCAACAAUAGCAGUAUCGUGUCGAAGCGCAGCGUCGAAAUGCUCUACUACCCUAAACCGCAUUACUUCCGGUACUUCGUGAAGAAGCCCCAGCGUCGCUCGCCGUUGAUCAACCGUGGCUACUGGCUCCGUAUGCAUGCGAUGGCAGAAACGGUGCGCAAAUUCAUGGCAGAACCGUCAGGAAAGCCGAAAUUCGUCCUGAACCUGGGAUGUGGAUUUGAUCCUCUACCGUUCAUUCUCCUCAAUACCGAGAAAUCCCUUUGUAAAGAUACGCGAUUCGUGGACAUCGACUAUGAGAAGCUCAUGAUCAAUAAGAAAACGGCCAUUAGGAGGACCGAGGAGAUCACGCGACUUCUCGAGAAUGUAGAGUUCCUAUCCGAUGAAAGUGCGAUUCAGAUCCAGAGCGAGCGGUAUAUUGCCAUCGGCUGUGAUUUGAAGAAUCUGAAGAAGCUAGACGACGUCCUCCGAAAUGAGAUCCUUCCGGCCGAUUGCUCGGUUCUUUUCCUCGCGGAGGUGUCCCUGACGUACAUGGAUGUCAAGUCUGCCAAUGAAGUUCUGAAAUGGGCUGCGCAGUUGAACAAUGUUUUGAAAGAUGCCCGAUUCUGCAUCUUGGAACAGUUCUUCCCCGACGGACCCGACCAUCCUUUCGCGUCGACGAUGAUGAAACACUUCAAAAAGCUCGGCGCACCUCUAUACUCGAUCCACGAAUAUCCGUCGUUGGAUGAACAGGAACAGCGGUUCAAGAAUGCCGGGUGGCAGCAUGCACACGCAAGGAGCCUCUGGGAUAUAUGGUCGGAUGACGAUUUUGUGAGCCAGCCGCUGCGCUGUUCCUUGGACGAGGUCGAACCGUUCGAUGAAUGGGAGGAGUUCGCUCUCUUCUCAUCACAUUAUUUCCUCUUGAUCGCUUCCACCAAGGAUGGACUUUUGGAAUCGACUACCCAACAGGCCGAGGCCUCUGCGACAUCGGCCGAUGUAUCGAGCGAAUUUGAGCUGGCGUAUACUGCAGGGGUCGGUCAAAGAAGGUUUGGGGCGCUUAUUUCAGACAGUCAGAGCUCCAUUGGGUACCACGCUGGGCUGGGACGACAGACGCGAUUGGCAACAACCGAUCUGUACUCCAAUGCCACGGAUACCGAUAAACCUCAUUGGCCAUUCCCUCCGCGUGACGUCUCAGCCCGAAUGUGUCACACAAUCACCCACCUCUCUGGGAGCGAUUGUUUGCUUGUCGGGGGCCGUGCUUCACCAGCCGCAGGGUUCCAAGACUGCUGGGUGAGACAAGGGGAUCAGUGGCGCCCGACCGCCAGUCUCCCAACCGCGAGAUUUAGGCAUAGUGCAACCCGGGUGACGUUCGACGCGGACCAUGUCCUCGUAUACGGUGGGAAGACGAGCGACGGCGCUACGCUGGAUACCUGGUUGGUGUGGCGCGACAACGGAGACGGGUGGCUACCGGUUGAGAUCAGCGGCGCAAACCCCGGCGCUCGAUUCGGUGCUAGUCUGGCAAACAUCGACAACACCUCCGGUGUGCUAUUCGGUGGAAUGGGUGGCGACGGCGUCAUCUAUGAAGACUUUUGGACGUGGACAUUGCACCAGCGCGGGGAGAAGUCUUUUUGUCUAGAGUUCGAGGAUCGAACGCAAGACUUGCGAAAGCUCUCGCACCUUUCCGGAAGUCUCAGCCGCUUUGGUGCGACCGUCAGUCAGACGGCUUGGGGAUUGGUGAUCGCUGGAGGCAUCAUCCCUCGUCAAAUUGUACCUGGCCAGCAGGAGAUUCUACUCCUGAACCUUGCAGAACUAGUCACUCAGCUUCGGAGCAAGUCUCCUUCGUCUGCGGGCCCGAGCAUAUUGUCUACCGUAGGACUGGGUAGGGAAAUCGGAGUACCCAGGCCUUUGUUGGUCGGCCAUGCCUCUUAUGCAGUUGACCGCGAUCAGGUCCUGCUGCUGGGAGGUGGAGCGGUCUGCUUCUCCUUCGGAACGUUCUGGACGGAGGGCACCUGGUUACUGAAGCGCGCGGACUCGAACCUCGCCAACGAUUGGGUCUUGAUCCCCGAAACAGUACCGCCCCUGAAAAUCGAGACCUUGCCAACGAGCUCAUCAAAUGCCAGCAUUGAGACUACAUCUACGAAGGACGUGACUCCUAUUCCCCGAGUGCAGGUUCAAAGCGCUGCGCAAUUCCAGCAAAUCCUAGCCGAUGGAAAGCCCGUCAUCAUCGAGGGAUCGGACAUCGGGCCGUGCACCGAGCUUUGGACCAAGGAAUAUCUGGCGGAUGCUGUGGGCAGAGACCGCAAGAUCGUCGUGCACGAGGCCCAGUCAGAACACAUGAGCUUCCAGACGAAGAACUUCUCGUACACGACGAAAGAGUUCGGCACGUUCCUGGACGAGGUGCAUGCAGGCGGCCGGCAGUACCUGCGCAGUAUUUCGGCGGAGCAGCCGACCAAAGUGCCCGCGAGCCUAGCCGAGGACUUUCCGUCGCUGAAGGAUGACUUCCGCCUGCCGGAGGCCUUGUCUACUGUGACGGAGAACGCACAUAGCUCGCCGCUGCGCAUCUCAGGGCCAGUCACGCUGUGGCUCCAUUACGACGUAAUGGCCAACAUCCUCUGCCAAAUCCGCGGCUCAAAACAGCUCAUCCUCUACCCGCCCCACGACGUGCCGCACCUCCAUGUCCCCGCCGGCGCCUCCAGCUCAACGCUGCAGAUCUUCGGUGCCGACGGCGCCAUCGCCGCGAUCCCGCACACGACCCCCCACGAGGCCCAGCUCCGACCCGGCGACAUCCUCUUCCUCCCUCCGCUGUGGCUGCACACGGCCGCCCCCACGCCCGGUCAGGUCAGCGUCGCCGUCAACGUCUUCUUCCGCAAUUUGAGGAAUGGCUAUGCGGCUGGGCGCGAUGUCUACGGGAACCGCGAUCUGCAGGCCUAUGAGAAGGCUAGGGCCGAUGUGCAGAAGAUCGCCCGCUCGUUUGCCGGGGUUCCGCGUGAUAUGGCGCGGUUUUAUUUGUUGCGGUUGGCGGGGGAGUUGGGGGAGCAUGCUGAGGGUUGUUAGUAUGAAUCAUAGAUGUUGUUUUCUUGCUGAGGGUCUGCGUGGAGCACGGGAUAGGAAUAACCACAGACCAGUAAUCGCGUCCGUGGCUACUGAUUACCAAACGCAGUUGAUUGGCGACACGCCAGAAGAAAAGAGUGCGUAUGCGUGUGUUGAUAUGAAAGAGUGAGAAUUGGAAUGGAGGAUGGAGAAGUAGAGGGAUUUGAGCCACGAUCUACCUCCAACCUCAUACCUAAUGCCAACAUAGAUUGCAUCCUUAGGUACUGUAAU